Hibiscus syriacus is the source of this 1701-nucleotide messenger RNA. RefSeq names its product protein TIC 62, chloroplastic-like. The record is from RefSeq and is a predicted model, not a curated record. NCBI's taxonomy places the organism in Eukaryota, Viridiplantae, Streptophyta, Magnoliopsida, Malvales, Malvaceae. The transcript has 13 exons. The coding region runs from base 36 to 1409 and encodes 457 amino acids.
AUUAUUAUUUGAAUUAGAAUUAUUUUGCUUCAACAAUGGAGAGUUGCUCUCUUCACUCACCAGCCAUUACCAUAGUGCCUUCAUCUCUUUCCAGAGGUGGGUUCAUUGAGAAACCUCUUGGAUAUGGUCGAAUUCUCAAGCUUCCCGCUUCUAAAAGAUUCCCAAUUUCCAGAAAGUUCAGAACUUUCGAUUUCAGGGUUCAAGCUUCAGGAACAACGAAAAUCGGCUCGGAGGUAGCUGGAACAAUCUCGAACAAAACAGAUUCAAAAGAUGAGGAUCUUGCUUUUGUUGCUGGUGCAACUGGCAGGGUAGGAUCUCGAACAGUCAGGGAGCUUUUGAAACUUGGUUUUCGAGUUAGAGCGGGAGUUAGGAGUGCUCAGAGAGCUGAAAGUCUUGUGCAGAGUGUCAAGCAGAUGAAGCUCGAUGCUGAAGGAACUACACCUGUAGAAAAGCUUGAAAUUGUGGAAGUUGACUUGGAGAAACAAGAUAGGAUUGUACCAGCCAUAGGCAAUGCAUCAGUGGUCAUAUGCAGCAUCGGUGCCAGUGAGAAGGAAGUUUUCGAUAUUACUGGGCCAUAUCGCAUCGACUACCAGGCCACGAAGAAUCUUAUUGAUGCAGCAACUGUGGCAAAGGUUAACCACUUUAUUUUGGUUUCAUCUUUGGGAACAAAUAAAGUUGGAUUUCCUGCAGCUAUUCUCAAUUUGUUUUGGGGCGUCCUUGUCUGGAAGAGGAAAGCAGAAGAAGCACUCAUCGCAAGUGGUCUUCCCUACACUAUAGUUAGACCGGGAGGAAUGGAGCGUCCCACUGAUGCUUUCAAGGAAACUCAUAAUAUCACACUAUCCACUGAAGACACUUUAUUUGGAGGCCUGGUUUCAAAUCUUCAGGUGGCUGAACUCAUGGCCUGCAUGGCCAAAAACCGUAACCUUUCAUACUGUAAGGUGGUGGAAGUUGUUGCAGAAACAACUGCUCCGUUGAGACCUAUGGAGGAACUUCUUGCAAAGAUACCAUCUAAGCGCGACUACAUUUCCUUGACUAAGGAAUCUGAUACUCCCACUUCAGGACCAGCUAAGAGCAUCGUAACUGAGAAACCAGCGGUAACAGAUAAACCAAGUGCUGAACAGUUUGAUACCAAACCAACACCAAGACCACUUUCACCUUUUGCAAUGUAUCCCGAUCUUAAGCCCCCUUCAUCACCAUCUCCUAGAGCGCCGGCAACUGCACCGACGGACAGUGAGUCCAAAGGUGCUACAUUGUCAGGAAACAGCACACCUCAACCUCCAGUAGCGGAUAAACCAAUUGAUGAACAGCAUGAUACCAAACCAACACCAAGACCACUUUCACCUUUUGCAAUGUACGAGGACUUGAAGCCUCCAACAUCGCCGAUUCCAUCAUCCCCAAGGAAAUCUUAAGAGAAGAAACGACCAGUCAACUCCAAUAAGAACCACGAAAGCAAAUCGGAACUCACCACUCUAAUCAUGUGAAGCAAGCAAGCAAUUUAACCUGCGGCAGUAUUUUAUGGAAUUUUUCUUGUUAUAUGAUGCUGAGAUUGUGACACUAUAUUCUAUAUAUAUGUAUAUGCAUUUGUUCCUUUCCUCCUUUGCCAAUACUUUUGGACAUUGCUUUAUACAUUUGUACCAAUGUUCCGAAAACAUAUUAAGUUUGAUACGAAUGUAUUUUAUCUAAGGAUGUUUCGAAUUAGAU